AUCAGUCUGUCUAAAUCCAGAAAGUGUGUUAAAGGUUGCUAAAAGCUCCGCAGAUAAUAGCCAAAUAUACCUGACCAAAACAGCUGUCAUAGAGACUUUUUACCACAUUUACUGUCGUCGUUAUUACACGAGCUACAACCAGUUGCGUAUCCAGCAGCAGUUAAUUUGUCGGCAGGUUUGAUUCUUUGACUGGACAGGAUCAUCGGAAGCGAGGAUUCGUUCUGGGCGUGUUUGCUCUAAGAUCUGUGUAUUUCAACUGCAUGGCCCUUGGUGUGGGAGCACCAUGAGCGGGGAGCCUGAUGCCUUGGCUGUGGUGAAUCAGCUGAGGGACUUAGCUGCUGACCCCCUCAACAGGCGAGCUAUUGUUGAAGAUCAAGGCUGCUUGUCAGGCCUCAUUCUCUUCUUUGACCACCCCAAUCCACAAGUCGUCUACUCUGCGCUAUUGGCGGUGCGCUACCUGGCAGAAUGCCGCGCCAACAGGGAGAAGAUGAAGGACGAGCUGGGAAUGAUGCUGAGCCUGCAGAACGUCAUGCAGAAGGGCACGUCGCCAGGCGAGACCAAGCUACUAGCGUCUGAGAUCUAUGAGAUCCUGCAGAACUCCAGCAGCACAGAGGCCGAACAGGCGGAAGCGGCCGCCUCUUCCCGAAGAAAAGCCCAGUUUUUCCUGGGUGGAACGAACAAACGGGCCAAAACAGUGGUGCUUCAGAUCGACGGACUUGAUGAUUCGGCUCGUCGGAGUCUUUGUGAAGAAGCCCUGCUAAAGAUCAAAGGUGUCAUCAGUUUUACCUUCCAGAUGGCUGUGAAGAGAUGUGUGGUGAGGAUCCGAUCAGACUUGAAGGCUGAGGCCUUGGGAACUGCUAUAGCUUCAACCAAAGUCAUGAAGGCACAGCAAGUAGUGAAGGGGGAAGAUGGAUCGGAGAUUGUAAUCCCAUUCCAAGAGGACUCAGAUGUGGUGGUCGAGCAGAACAUAAAUUUGCCAGAUUAUCUGCCUGAAGACGAGAGCCCGUCUCAGGAGCAGCACAAGGCUGUGACACGACUGGGCUCCAUGCAGGAUGGCGUGAGCUGGCUGAGCACGGCUGCCAACUUCCUCUCCCGCUCAUUUUACUGGUGACCCCACGACUCCCCGCAUGCCAGACUGCUGAGCGCAUCCGCAAUAAACUUAUAACCUUGUUCCAACUUUAAAAAAGGCCCCAACCGGCGGCUGUAAAUGGUACGUGAUCCGACCCGCUCCUGAAACUCACGUUAGCGCUGCAUUCGCACACACGAGACACUAAAACCAGAAAGCAACCGGGGGAAGUUCACAUAGCAUUUUGCGUGUAUCUGCUUUCUCUUAUUCACCUUUGUGUUUGGUCGGGGGAAGGUUUUCAAAUGAUUCCCCACAGAUUCUCCUUGCGGGUUUGUUUCUGUUGAGACUAAACAACACCUUGGGGGUUUUGCUAGUUUGCUAGGCGGGUUGUACAUUUUCUACAAAUUUGGGUGCUUUCUGAUGUGUUCUAACCCUUCAUCUCAGCUUUCUUGUACAUUUUAAACAACUUAAUUUGUUUUUCAUUUAUUUGAUAAUCCUAAUACCACUUUAUUAAUCAACACUUUUCAAAGCAUGCGGUAUUUUUUAUGCCUUUAUUAUUAUUUUUUUUGAUGAACUCGUUCUUUCUGUGUGUGCCUUUGCUAUGUAGCUUGUUGAUUAAUUUUCUCGGUUUUAAAUCCUCUUUAUUUGCUUCGUCUGAACUUCUAAAGCCUUCUGAAGAUGUAAUUUUUAGGUUUGAAAUGUGUAGCGAUGCUUCACUCUUCCUCACAGAGCUGAUUUCACAUAAAAUCCAAUUAAAACACAAGCACUGGUUGGUGUGCAGUAAUCAUAAUUAACGGUUAAUGCAUCCAAUAAAGGGAAGCCACAAGGAAAUAGCUGUCACUAUGUGUAUAAUGCUAACCUUUUAUGUUACAGCAUGUGCCAAACACCAGAUAACCUUCUUUACAGUAGCAAAAUAUGUUGUAAAAUAGCUCUGACCCUUUAGGAAUUGAUAUUAUAAACUUUUUUUUUUUUUUUUUUGUACCUUUCUUAAACAUCAAUGCCGUUUUCUUUUAUGCCGUGCUGACUAUUUAUAAAAUGAUUUGUUUAUGUGUGUGUGUAUUCCUAAAUGCCAUGAAUCUGAAUGUUUUGUUCAGGGCCUUUCAUACACAUGGUCUUUUUUAAUGUGGGGUUCACCUAGCCAAAAGCAUGAUCAUUAUGUGACCCGUCACCUCUGCAUGACCAUCACCCCUUAAGUUUUCCCUGACCGACGGUGUCUUUUAACAGUUUAGAUAAUCGACUGACCUCACAUAUCGCAUUCAGGACGUUCAGUCCGCUCAGGGAUGUGUGUACGUUCUCCCGCAACUGAUGGUCUCAUGUCCAAAAGGAGACCUGCACACAUCGAUAUCAAAAUGAGUUAAACCAGUAUAUGUCCCUGUUAUUUUAUUUUUCACCUUGUUAUACUGGAAAACUUUGGUUGUCAUAAAGUAUCAGUGUUGGCACCCUUUUGUAUUGUUCCUCAUAAACAGCAAUGUUUUAAGACUGUUGCAUCAUGAUGAGAAUUUGUUACAAAGACCACAUUAGUGUAGAAAAUGGAAUCACACAGUGGUGUGCUUUUAGUUGGGUUUAAGAUGAGGUAGAGGCCAUCAGUGUUAUAUUUAUGAACAAAAUCCAAAUUGAAUCAAGUUUUGCGUUUUUGUGUAUUUUUGUUUCCCUUGUUAUGUACUGUACCAUCUUUCCUUGAAGCGUUUUAAGCUGCUGUUCGCUGUUAUUCCAAGAACGCCGAACCAGAGUCCAUGGCAGAUGGUAGAUUUUAGUAGCUUCCCAUGUACAGUGCAUAUUCGCUAUUAUAUACAAAGAGUUUUAGGACACACGAUUCUUGACUGUUCACAGUAAUGACAAAGGAUUAUUAAAUAGAGAAAAUAAA
Molecule: messenger RNA, 2930 nt
Organism: Carassius carassius (crucian carp)
Lineage: Eukaryota; Metazoa; Chordata; Actinopteri; Cypriniformes; Cyprinidae
Product: armadillo repeat-containing protein 1-like
Exons: 7
Coding region: 284-1111 (275 amino acids)
Molecular function (GO): metal ion binding
Source: RefSeq, a predicted model, not a curated record